This is a messenger RNA of Aplosporella prunicola CBS 121167, 2632 nucleotides long. RefSeq lists its product as uncharacterized. Lineage: Eukaryota; Fungi; Ascomycota; Dothideomycetes; Botryosphaeriales; Aplosporellaceae. Bases 259 to 2274 code for a protein of 671 amino acids. The transcript has 3 exons. The record is from RefSeq and is a predicted model, not a curated record.
GGGAGAGCUGUCAGCCGACGCUGCUCACCCAUGCCGGUCAGUCCAUGAUGUGCGCUGCUGUGCCGCAUGCCUUCCCAAGGCAGCACUCUUCCGGCUCCGCUGUUCUGAGUGAGCGGCUCCUCGAGUUGUUUUAAGUCUCACUGCUGUCCUUUGGUUUCAAUUUCUUUUUCUCCUACUUCACAAUAAUCGUCUGUUUUGCUUCAUUCUGUCUUCUGUGUUGGUCUGCGUUUCCGUAACCCUUGUAUAUUUUUGUACUAUAUGCGUUGGUCUCGGUUGGUAUAUGCAAACGAAGUGCAAGGGGCUUCAAGUAUGGCAUCGUCCUUUAGUGCGACCAUGUUUGAUGCUUUGGGCCAGUACGAUGCGUUAAAGAUGUUUGUUUGGGACUCAUUGGUACCAAAAAAAUGGGAGUACGAAAGACGGCGAGCUCGCCUAGAGAGGAACCGAUAUGCCAUAGAACAGAAAUGGCAGACUACCGACCAUAUCAACUUCGAAUACAACGAUGCACCAAUGUACGAAUACCAGCCAUUAGUAGCCACUGCUUCCAUACGACUCUUGAUUAUAAAUCCCGGAUCACUUGACGAGCAUAUUGACUGCUCAAUGCAAGAGUACCCAUUGGAUGAAUGUCCUGCAUUUUCGGCACUUUCCUAUACUUGGGGUAGUCAGAUCCAGGACCACCGCAUUUAUACUGACGGAAAAGUCCUUGGAGUGACUCAGAACUUGUGGCAUGCUCUUUGGAGGCUUCGUUCCCCAGACACGCAACAGGUUCUCUGGAUAGAUGCGGUCUGCAUCAACCAAAAGGACCAUCGGGAGCGCGGAGAGCAGGUACGACAAAUGGAGCGAAUAUAUUCGCAAGCAGCAAUUGUCACGAUCUGGCUUGGAGAGGAAUCCGAAGACAGUGCGCUUGCUUUCGAGUUGACCAAACGCGUCUAUUCAGUUGCAAAAGAUGACCCUCUGUCCGAGAUUAACCAGAAGUUAGGUGCAGAGGGUCUCGCCAGAAAAGGCUUGCCAGAGCCGAACAGUGCCGACUGGAGAGCCUUCGAGGUCCUUUUCCGUAGGCCUUGGUUCAGACGAUGCUGGAUUAUUCAGGAGAUCGUUCUAGCCCAGGAGGCCAUGGUUGUCUGCGGCUCCCAAUGGGUGUGGUGGGAAGAGCUCAAGACCGCCGCCUGGUAUAUCCGUAUGCACAGCAUUCCCGUCAAUCACACUGUCAACAUCACCAGUCUUACCGCCUACCAAAGACGGUAUCGAGAGGGCCGAAACAUGCCAUUGCUAGAACUGUUGCUUUUCAGCACAGCAAACGGUGCUACAGACCCACGAGACAAAGUGUACUCAUUCCUGGGAAUUUGCUCCAGCAUCGAUUCUUGUCAGAUUUUGCCUGACUACAACGCUUCCACUGAAGAGGUUUAUCGGGAAACAGCAUUGAUGCACCUGCGCCGUGGCAACCUGGACAUACUUAACGGGCUGGCCGAUCUGCGUUACCGUAUUACGCCAGGUUUACCUUCCUGGGUGCCAGAUUGGGCUUUUGAAUCACGCACCAAGCCACUGGUACCUGGUCUCGUGAACGCCGGAGGCAGUGGCGAUGCGAGUUUUCGUUUGUCCGAGGAUUCGCGAACACUGUUCUUGUCGGGUGUCAGAUCGGAUACUGUCCGCACCGUAGGCGGCUGGAUGGCAGCUAACUACGCUGACAUGGCUCCAGGGCGGAUUUUACCACACAUGGUGAAUGAUGUUAUGCUCGUAGAUCUGCGCGUAAGACUUCUACUUCUCUGGCAGCGACUAGCAUCCACCCUUGACACAUAUCCUACUGGAGAGACUGUAAUGGAAGCAUUCCAGCGCACGAUCGUCGCUAGUAUACAGCGAUGGCGAGAAGAGUGGGAAAUCGGACCACAUAUCAGCACGUUAUACGAUGCGCUCAUGGCGGCGCGGUUGGAUCCGGCAUUCACUAUGCCCGAAGAUCCUUUAUGGCAAAAGUAUGCAGCUUCGACGCAGGAGGACCCUAUCACAAUCAGAACGGCCGCAAUCAACUAUGCCACAGCGUUUAAGGCCGCUUCCCCGGAACGCCGGUUCUUCGUCACGCGGAAGGGAUACAUGGGACUUGGUCCGCGCUCCACUAGGCCCGGCGACAAGAUCUGCGUCUUUGUGGGUGCCAAGACUCCUUUUGUUCUCCGUCAACGGAAAAACGGCUUGCACCAAGCGAUAGGUGAAUGUUAUGUGCAUGGCAUCAUGCACGGCGAAAGCCUGGUGGGCGACAAUCCCGUGGAAGAGGUCGGCUUGGCCUGAGGAGGCAAUGAUGAGCGAAACGCAACCCAAGAUCCUCCUGGGACUGAGAUUCACCACGUGAACGUGGUUUGCGAUUGCCGCAGCCGCGCACGAGCAGCAUCGGAGCCAUUUCGAAAUUGGAUACGAGAAGUGAAAAACGCAAGGACAAAAUCACCACGCGUUCCGGCACAAGCGGCACCCCUGAUAAGAAGGCGUCGAAGGAUCAGCUCGCAACAAAGACUCGGAUGUUUUAAAAAAACGUUAUCUGGUCUGGAGCAUACCUGAAUAUAGGGGAUGGCUUUAAGGGAGGUCGUUGCGAGAUCCAAGACCCCUAUCCUGAUCGGGUAACGCGCAUGCUCAGCCCGAUGUUUCGGUUCGC